GCAUAACCCUCGGUCGGCUCCUUCUCCAGAUUAGUUCAGCACAAUUCAGUUUUGGAUCAACAUGGAUCGUCUCCAUAAUUCAUCAUCCAAGCCUCCUUCUGAAUCUGCCAGGCAGAAGCGCCCAAUUGUAUAUGACACAACAGAUGCCAUAAAUUAUAUGAGGGAAGUUAGGGACACCUACUUAGAUCAAAGAGAGAAAUAUGAUGAGUUUAUUGUCCUUAUGAGGGCGUAUAAAGAUAAAAGGGUUGAUGAUCUGGGUGUCAUUGCUGGGCUAAAAAAACUGUUUGUAGGAAAUCGUAACUUACUUCUUGGAUUCAACAAAUUUUUACCCCAGGGGUAUGAAAUAACCGUUGAUGAUGAAGAAGAGGGUAACCCCAAUGAGAAAAUUAGGGAAUCCGAGCUGGCUCUAGGUUUCGUCGAGAAGAUAAAGAAACGUUUUGAAAGUAACAACCAUGUCUGCAAUUCUUUCCUACACCAUUUGGAUGCAUACAAACAUGGACGCAUGAGCUUUGAUGAGGUCUACCGUGAGGUUGCUUCACUUUUCAAGGACCACCCAGAUCUGUUGUCCGAGUUCACAAAUAUAUUCUGAGAAUUGAUUUCUCAUCUCUUAUGUAUUACUAAAUGACUAGAUGGGAUUAAACUUGUUUGAUAUGGAUGGAUAUUAUACCCUUAUGUCCUGUUUGUUAUGAAUUUGUGAG
Oldenlandia corymbosa var. corymbosa is the source of this 698-nucleotide messenger RNA. NCBI's taxonomy places the organism in Eukaryota, Viridiplantae, Streptophyta, Magnoliopsida, Gentianales, Rubiaceae. The record is from the annotation of a GenBank genome assembly.